UGCAAGUCGCGUGAGAAUCUGAUCUGCCUGCCACCUGGAGACUCAAAUGCGCCUUUUUAAAGAAUAGCAAUACUCUGAUAUACAUUUUAAAAUUCGAUCCACUACGAGUGACUUCUUAAUUCUGUUUCAGAAGAAAUGGCACAUAGGAAAGCAGGGAAUCUAAUCACUGACUACAAUGCAACGUAUAUACCACCAGCACUUAUGCCAGGGUACCGUGGCCAUGUACCAACUACCACACUUCUAUAUGGUGACACGUAUGGGAACACAACAAAAAAAUACUUUCAGGAUUUUCGCUCAACAGUGCUAGAAACAAGUCAGAGUCCAUACAGCAAUGGGGGCCAGUUUCCAACAGUUCAGUCUUUCAACCCAUCUCUGAUGGUUGCUCAUAGAUCUCGGGAAAGGGACAGAUUAAUUUAUACUCCACAGUGGUCUAAGAACAACAUUGAUUCCAGCCGGCAGCAAGAACUUGAAGAAUUUCACAAGCUUUCACAGAAACACAGAGAAAAUUACAAUGACAAAAGUGGAACUGUGCCAGAAGUAGGAUACUUCAUACUUCCUGAUUAAAAUGGAAUUCUCCAGUGUUUAUGAAAAUCUACUGCAGUAAGUCUGUCAAUAAUAAUGACUAUGUGGAUAACGCUAGCCACAAGAAGAAGAUUCUUAAAGGAAACAGCCGUCAAUGUAUAACUGUUACAACGACAAUGUUCAGCCUUUCUCAUACCACUUCAUUUUUCUUUUGCUUGUCUGACAUUGGGAACUUAUUUUAAAUUAAAAUAUAAAUUUGUGUAC
Polypterus senegalus (gray bichir) is the source of this 786-nucleotide messenger RNA. RefSeq names its product family with sequence similarity 166 member C (gene cimip2c). Bases 136 to 564 code for a protein of 142 amino acids. NCBI's taxonomy places the organism in Eukaryota, Metazoa, Chordata, Cladistia, Polypteriformes, Polypteridae. The transcript is spliced from 4 exons. The record is from RefSeq and is a predicted model, not a curated record.